AUGCGGCAGAUUAUUCUAGAUGGGCUACAACCUGCACGAUUUGACACAGCAGGCGAUGACUGUCAGCAAGACAUCUGUUUGGCUGAUAGUGAGAACCCAAGCCAGGAUUUUGUUCCGACUGACCCAACCCAGGAGUAUAUCCCACCUAGGCCUCCCAGGACUGAUCGAGGCGGGUUCCAGUUAGGGAGUGGGAGGAUGAGAAAACAUGUGGCCACCCAGGAUACUGGCGGGCUAUCUUCUACCCCGCAUGUGUCUCCUUACCGUCCAGCAUCACCACACCACCAUCCCUCUCCUCCUUUUGAGCAAAUGCAUUUUGAUUCAGAUUUUAUUAAUCUAGAUCCUAAUGCGGGGGGUUUCUUUGAGACUAGUUACGAGGGUGGUCAUCACAGUCAGCAUCUAGGCGGUGACCAUAUCCAUAAUGAUCAAGAGGAUGAUCAGGAUCAGGAGUACAAUCGGGAUCAGGAGCAUGAUGAUGAAAGCACCAAUGACUCUAAUGAAGCUGAGCAUUCCUCUCAUGAUCAUGAUGAGGGCGCUGAUCAGGGUCGCCAAAAGACCAUUGUUAGAAGGAAGUGUGGUUUUACCAAGUUUAGUAUGACUAAUUAUGUUAGAUGGAAGCAAGAAAACAUGAUUGUUCCUGAUGGUGUCAAUGCCAAGUUUCUUGGCUACCAUGCACCAUUGGCUAACCGUCAACCUGGAAGAGCCUUCUUGGAAGCAACCUCUUAA
Messenger RNA from Oldenlandia corymbosa var. corymbosa, 723 nucleotides. Lineage: Eukaryota; Viridiplantae; Streptophyta; Magnoliopsida; Gentianales; Rubiaceae. The record is from the annotation of a GenBank genome assembly.